Triplophysa dalaica is the source of this 6134-nucleotide messenger RNA. Its product is annotated as phosphatidylinositol-binding clathrin assembly protein. Gene Ontology annotation, cellular component: clathrin-coated vesicle; clathrin-coated pit; synaptic vesicle. Gene Ontology annotation, biological process: clathrin-dependent endocytosis; clathrin coat assembly; synaptic vesicle budding from presynaptic endocytic zone membrane. The record is from RefSeq and is a predicted model, not a curated record. The transcript is spliced from 22 exons. Gene Ontology annotation, molecular function: clathrin heavy chain binding; phosphatidylinositol-4,5-bisphosphate binding; 1-phosphatidylinositol binding. Bases 1246 to 3219 code for a protein of 657 amino acids. Lineage: Eukaryota; Metazoa; Chordata; Actinopteri; Cypriniformes; Nemacheilidae.
AUCCAAUCACAAUCCGGCUCUUCGUUCACCUGAUCACAACGAAGCCAUUUUGUCCCGAACGGCUCCGCCAGCGCAUUCUUCACCAAACCGGAAUUACACAGACCUGACAGGACGAAGCACAGCUACAGUGAGAGCGACGGACAGGGGUUUUUCAGCCAUACCACCCUUAAAUCUACCCCGAAGAACUUGGCGGCUCCACGAGCGGGACCGUUUCGCGUUUGCGGACCAAACGGAGACUCGAAGGGUAGACAAACAGACAUCCGGUUAGACGCGCUGGCUCACCGGGCUGGAGUCCAACUUGAGCUGAACACUUUCAGUCGUUCUCUUCGGGAUGCGCGCUGGACUUCUUUUUUAAGAAAAUUUAACCACUAUUUUUGAAGACUGGAUAGACUUAAAGUCUGUCAUUUUUAGCCGCAAACCUGCUUUUUGUAUUGAUAAACAUCUGGAUCAGAAAUCGAAGUUAAGAAAUAAUUGAUCUACUCAGCUGGCUGGGCAAAUAACUGUUAGUUUUGUUUGUUUUCUGGUCACGUCAGUGAACAAAAAGAUUUGCUUCACGAUUUGACGAACAUUUUCGUUGUGUUACUAGUAUAGUUAGAUACAUUGAAAUUUGCGAUUUUAAAGCUCUUAGCCAAGUCUCACAGGGUUUGGUUUGUACGUCUAUGCAUAUUUCUUGCCAGCAAACCUGUCUGAGUGCUUGACUGGUUAGAUCAUAGUACUAGAGUAAUAAUAGAUUACCACAUAACAGAACAGAGCUGGUGUGAUAGUCCUUCAUCGAGAUUGUUUUCUUAUCAUAGGUCUGUAUUAUUGAGGCUCAAGCUGGCUGACAGGUGAUAUUUUCUGCCUGAAACCUCUGAGCUGAGCAGACUGAUAGCGAUGACAUUUUCCAACAGUUGUUUUGUAUCUUCAGACUUUAGUAGUGUCAGUACCUGCUCUUGUUGCAAAUGCUUUCUCAGUAAUAUUAGCUAACAAAAACUCUGUUUAUCCCCAAACCAGUCACGGUAUAUCCAGGUGUGACACAUUUUUAACUAGAUAUUUUUGUUAGGUAACUUAAUUUUUUUGCUACACUUGAAUUAGAGCCCGUUGAGUGGUUCAAAAAGCAACGUGACAGUUUGUCUCAAGCCUGUUCAUUAAACUAAUUGAGUCUAGAGUAUUUUUUUUCAUACACUAUAUUGUAGUGUAAAUACACACCUUUGGCAGUGAGACCAGGUCAAGUUUAGUGGUCAUUAUACCUAUCACUGAAUAAAAAUGUCAGGACAGUCUAUAACGGAUCGUAUUGCGGCAGCCCAACACAGCAUGACGGGGUCGGCCAUCAGCAAAGCCGUCUGCAAGGCCACAACGCAUGAAGUCAGUGGGCCCAAAAAGAAACACAUUGAUUACUUGAUUCACUGCACCAAUGAGAUGAAUGUGAACGUGCCCCAGCUGGCCGACACUUUAUUUGAAAGAACUGCCAACAGCAGUUGGGUCGUAGUCUUCAAAUCUCUCAUCACAACACACCACCUAAUGAUGUAUGGAAAUGAGCGUUUCAUUCAGUAUCUGGCCUCAAGAAACACACUCUUCAAUCUCAGCAAUUUCCUCGAUAAAGGUGCAUUGCAAGGCUAUGACAUGUCCAAGUUCAUCAGGCGGUACAGCAGAUAUCUGAACGAGAAAGCCCUCUCCUACAGACUGGUAGCUGUUGACUUCACCAAAAUGAAGAGAGGUGUUGACGGAGUCAUGCGCACCAUGAACACGGAGAAGCUGAUCAAAACUCUGCCCAUAAUUCAGAACCAGCUUGACGCCUUGCUGGACUUCCAGGCCAGCCCUAAUGAGCUGACUAACGGUGUGAUUAAUGCUGCCUUCAUGCUGCUCUUCAAAGACUCCAUCCGUCUGUUUGCUGCCUAUAAUGAGGGCGUUAUCAACCUGCUGGAGAAAUAUUUUGAUAUGAAGAAAAACCAGUGCAAAGAUGCCUUGGAUAUCUACAAGAAGUUUCUGUACAGGAUGACCAAGCUGUCAGAGUUCCUCAAAGUGGCUGAGCAAGUUGGGAUUGAUCAUGGUGACAUCCCAGAUCUCACUCAGGCUCCCAGCAGUCUCCUGGAGGCUCUUGAGCAGCAUCUGGCCUCUCUCGAAGGCAAGAAAACCAAGGAGCUCUCUGCAGACAACAGAGCAAACACUCUGUCCAGUGCUGUGUCGUCCCUGUCCAACACGGGAAUGUCUUUCAGCAGGAUGGAUGAGAAGGAGAAGCAGCUGGCCCUGGAGGAAGAACAAGCCCGUCUGCAGGCUCUCAAGGACCAGCGUCUGAAGGAGAUGGGCAUUCAGACCCCCUCUGCCUCCCCCAGCACACAGUCUAUGGGCAGUACCAACAACCACACCACAGGCAUGGAUCUAUUUUCCAACACCACAAGCCCACCCUCUAACAGCAUGCCAAACCUCACCAGUGACCUGUUUGACCUCCAGCCUGCCUUCAUCCCUGCUGUGCAGAGCACACCUAUCACCACCAAUAGCAGUGCCUGGGGAGGUCUAGAAAGCAGCUCUCUUCACCCCAUGGCUUCCAUGUCCACCAUGAAUGUAGAUUUUGAUGCUGUAUUUGGGACUAAAGCUUCUGAUAGUGACGUGAAGCCUUCUGCUGGUUAUGAUGCAUUAGGAGACUUGUUGAAGCCCACAGUGACGGUUCACAGUCACGCUCCUGUAAUGCCCCCUCAUACUGGCGGUAAACUGCUGGCUAGUGAUCUGGACUCCUCCUUGGCCAGCCUCGUAGGCAACCUGCAGUUUGGGGGAACACCUGGCAGAAAAUCUGAUAUGCAUUGGACUCAGCCCGGAGAGAGGAAGUUGACCGGAGGCACUAAUUGGCAGUCGAAGACGAUGAGCAACACCACUGCCUGGAGCCCUGCCCCCCUGCCACCUGCUGCCAUGCCACCAGCCGCCAUGCCCGUGCCACACAUGACUGGAAUGUUCUAUACUGGUUAUCCUUUUUGGUCCAGUGAGUUCUUGAAUCAGCUACGAAAUAUAGAAGGGAUUGACAGCUAUUCAGAUCAUUUGAUGAUUUCUUACUUAUCGGCUCCUGCAACCAUGGCAUUUCCCAUGACAACACCUCAAGUGCCUGUGUUUGGAAUGGUCCCUACUCAGCUUGGACAUAUGGGAGGGGUUCCAAUGAUGACCCAGCAGCCCAUGCUAUACAACCAGCCAGUUCUAAGACCCAAUAACCCUUUCACCACUAUUCCCGGAGCCCAGAUGCAGUUCAUGUAGUAGUACUUCAGCAAAUGGCUGAAGAACAUCAAGCAAGUGAGAAGAGGAUCCAACUACCACCAAAUAAAAGGAGGGAGAGACAGACAAAAAGAAAGAGAGAGCAAAUGGAGAGGAAUGUGUGUGUCAACAGUGCUUUACCUCAAUGUCUGAAAUGGCUCACCCAACACACACACACACACACAGUUUUCACUAUAUUAGUGAGGACAUCUCAUAGAUUUCCUUUACUUUCAUUGCAAGCUUUGGAUAUUUUUUUUAACCCCACCUAUACAACUAAACCUCACACAAACCUAUUGACAAGAAAAUAUGAUUUGGCUGAGUUAUGAGCAUUUUUUUCCCACUUUAGUUAAUUUCUUUCCCGAGCACUGUGUUCACUGACAAGUGUGAUACAUUGAGAAAAUCAUGGAUUUUAUUGCUGGUAUUAAAUAACCAUGCACAGCAAACCCUCUUUAGCUUAACAAUUAGUAUGAAUUGGAUCUGAAUCCCAGCACAGGAGUCAUCUUGCUACUGUCAUUGCUUUGCUGUCUGUUGCUUAGAUUUCUGCAUAUCCUGUCCUGGUAUGAUGAAAAAUGACUUGCCACAGCAGUGGAAGUUUCUAGAUCACAGAUGUCACAUGUGUUUAAAUGCCUCAUUAUCGCAAUCCCCUAGCUUCUCAUUUCAGAACAAUGAAAGAAUUUGACCCCAUAUAUAAGGUGCUUUGCCACCCCCAAGCACUUUACCCACAAUUACAACACGGAGCUGGUCUCAUGUAGCCAUCAACAAUUAACCUCUCCUGCUAUUACUGAUGUGCAAAAUGGUCCUUCAACUAGGGGUUGCCAUUUCAGACAUAUGGUGGUAUUGCGCAAAAACACGUACACACACUUUUGGAUGCGUUACAUGAGACACAUGAAGAGCCCCUCACCUCCCAGCUUGUUGUGUCAUUUACAGGACACUGACAAACAUGUUCCUGCUCAGCUGUGUGUUAACAAAACUUUUUGUGUAUUUACAACCACGCCUCGCAUUCUGAGACCCCGCCCACAUCUACCACCCACCUGAAGUGAGAGAGAGAGAGUGAGAGUAAAUUGAUUAAAGCCUUGGAGAUGUGUACAGGGCAUCUGGCCCUACUGAAUAAACCUAUUCUGUGUCUAAUUAGGGUCGCCUUGUUUUAUAUUCAUGUUUUUAAUUUUAAAGAUGUUACUUUUUAAUUCUGAGAAUUACAUUCAUCACGCUCUGUUUCACAUUGCCAAAUUAUGACAUUGUUGAUUUGAGAAAUGCUAUAAGCUACAGUUGAUGGUGUUCCCAUUCCCCGCAUUCUGCACACAUCGAUGUGCAGAAUGAAGUUUUAUUCCCUGCAGUCAUGCCCAUAUCAGUGUUCGCCAUCAUUUGAACCAAAAUUCAAUAGCUUAAGUCUACUUAAUGUCUGGAUUUUUGCAGAUUCUUUGUUAACAGGGUAUUAAGAUGUUGUGGAUAGAUUCUGCUCAGCUGUGUCAACCUGAUCUUUCUUCCGUACAAACAAAGCCACGUGUGUUUUGUUUGCAUGCUUCUUUAUUUCUUUCAAGUUCCUCUGAGGUUGAAUCAUUAUUGUGUGACUUAACAAGCUUGUAAGUUUCUCUUUAGGCCGCCAUCAGGGGUGUAAGAGAUUUGAAUUAAAUUCGUUUUUUUUUCUAAUACAGGCUCGGUGGUGAUAAUCUCACUGGGUUUAUAAGGUAACAAGGCUCUGAGGAGAGAAGUUUAAUUAGAAUCUAUUUUAUUAACCCGUCACCAGAGGCUUUGUGUGUGUGUGUGUGUGUGUACAAGAGCUGAGAGAAUGAAAGGAUGUUUGUGAGAUUUAGGGAGGGUGAAAGAGCUCAAGACACGGAUGCUAUCACGAGCCGGGGUUUCCAUGGUAAUCUUCAGUAUCGAUUUCUUGUGGUUUUAAAAAUCAUCUGUUUGAUGAGCACAGACAUUAUUUAAAGCUCUUCAUGGAUUAGCUGCCAUGCCUGUGGUGUCUCUUUAAAUGCUGGGAACCACUGACAGAGGCAGUUUUUCUCGGGUAACCUAUAGUCUUGUUGACUUGCAUCGGGUGAUAAACGUCACCUGUGACUUCUUGAUUUUGACUUCACAUCCUCUGCAUGGACCAUUGCUCUGCGUAGAGAUAAAGUCCCUCUCCCUCCCCCUGGUGGUUAUUGUUUGCUUAACCCACGACUUGCAGCAUGCGUCAUCCUUUACAUAGACUGCUGCAGGGUUGGGUUUCUUUAAUUGAAGUGUACCAGGCGGUUGUGUCUCAGAUUCCCUUGCUCUACACAGAGUCCGUCAGACCGAAGAGCCAAUUCAAAUUUCUAGACUACUUGGCCUGAUUUUACACAACUGGGCUGGACUCAUUAGCUGUCCUACAGUGCUCAGCUCAGCAGUGGCCUCUCAGAAUCCAUGUGUCAGCUUGUACCGCACGUCUUGGAUCUCCGGAGGGGAUAGUUGGUGUAAUAAGGUGGUAUCCAGGGUCUCUUUCAUCUUCGUGUAGUCAUGGGCAGCCUGGCUUCUCUGACUUUAAUAACAUGCAUGCUUUGUUUUUCCUUUAGGUAGGCCAUUGGUCCACUGUUUUGUUUCGUGCGUGUAUGUCCAAGCAAGACAUUUGUUUCUUUAUGUUGUUUAUUUUCCUGUGACAAAGAUAUUUGCGUUAUAUUUAGAUAUUUGUAUCCAAUAUGGCAUUGUAAUCCCUGUGUAUCCACCUGGGGCUUUAACGGCUCCAUUUAUCAUCAAAUGCCAAAACGGAGAACAACACAAACCUCCAUGUUUGUGCUGAUUUCCCAACCGUUCAUUUUUUAUAUUUAUUUAUGCAGACUAUUAAGAUUUUAUGCUGCGUGGUAAAACAACAUGCCUAAGUCAUGGGAUCGUUCUUCUUUUGUCUUUCAUUUAAUGUCUGGCUUUCAUUGAUAUAAAUAAAAUCCUUUUUUCAUUCUUAA